Vitrella brassicaformis is the source of this 2091-nucleotide messenger RNA. NCBI's taxonomy places the organism in Eukaryota, Vitrellaceae. The record is from the annotation of a GenBank genome assembly.
AAGCGGACGGCUGGAUCUGCCGCUUGCCAAAGGCGUUGAGGACAGAGGCAGCGGGGACGCGAGAAUAUGAUGGUCAUUGGAUGGAUUCUCGUGGUGCUGAGCAUCUUCCGUGCCGCCUCAUGCUCUGAGAUCGGCUCUGCAGAUCUGCCAUCGUCAGGCAGUCGUGUGGCGUCGCUGCGUCCGCAGCUGCAGGAGCUGCUGAGUCGCAGCACACCGCGCGACAAGAAGGUGUCGCUUGCAGAGACGCUGAUAGAUGAGCUGCGGAACGACCCUGCCGCAUCGGCACGGAUUAUCGAAGAGGUGAUUGAUGUAGGCACGCACACACACACACACACACACACACGGAGAGAAGACUGGUGCGGCAUACAGACAAGCGCAUGCGUGUGUGUGUGUGAUUUGCCGUGUGGUGUUCCUGCAGGUGUUGGAUGAGCCUGACGUGAAGGGCCUGUUGAGUAUGGUCAAGUUUGCGCUAUCUGAGUACCGCAGCAACCUGAGGAGCCUCCGCCGACUGCUGGUCGACAUCAUUCUGCCGGAAAUACAGCGAGACGGAGACGAGGGGGAACAAGGCAAGUCCACACAUGCGUCCAUCCAUCCAUCCAAGUGCAGUUUCACAUCAUAUGUGCGCUGUUUGUCGUGUGUGUGCAGAUGACCUGGCUCUUCUGAAGGAUGGCCUAAAACUCAUUGCCCGCGUCCUGCCAGAAGCCAAGUCAGGUGUGUGACUCCCAAUGGACAUCUCGUUCCGUCAUGUCUAUCUGAUUCUUCGUUUUGUCGUGUCGUGUGGAUGCGUUGCAACGAAAUGGAAUGCAGCCCGUGCGCUCGAGAGCGAGGCCCGGCGUCGCAUGCGUCGCACCAGCCCCAAGGAGAUGCUCACACGCACGCCCAGCGGCCUCGAGACCCCCAAGUACCUCGUCAUCAAGCGCACGCGGAGAUACGAAAUCCGACAGGUGUGUCGCCCAACGUCCAUGCGGCCCUCUGCAAUGGUCUCCCUCUCUGCGUGCCCCUCUGCCCUCUGCCAGUACUUGCCUUACAGUGUGUGCGAGACGGCCAUGGAUGACGAGCCCUACCGCACCGCCAUCGACCCCGCCCGCCGACGCGUUCAGAACCCCAAGCGAUACUCGGCCUUCUACCGCCUCGCCAACUACCUGUUCGGGGGCAAUCGACGCAAGGAGAGCAUGGCCAUGACCACACCCGUCCUGAUGGACUUCACCGAGCCAAGACCGUCCCCUUUCCGACGCGCUUUGAACGCAAUUGGCGUGGGUGGUCGCCGAGUGCGGAUGUCGUUUGUGAUGCCGUCCAAGUACUGGGAGAGGGAGGGGGGCUCUAAGACCCCGCCGCGGCCGGAGGGGUGGGGCGUACGGGUGCGGUACGUGGAGCCGCAGGUGAUGGCCGUGGCAUACUUCGGGGGCAUCAGCAACAAGGCCAAAGUCGACGCUGCCAGAGACAAGUGAGCCGGGGCGGGAAGAGUGGGCGAGUAAGGGCUGGCUGUCAUUGAUCUGAUGGAUGUGUGUGUGCAGGUUGCUGUUGGGGCUGGCCAAGGACGGCAUCGACGUGGAAGACCCCGAGUCGUACACGCUGCUGCAGUACAACGACCCCUUCACCGCGCCCUGGAUGAGGCGCAACGAGGUGGCCGUCAAGGUCAGCUGGCCGCCCUCCACCAGAUCUUUCCUCAAGAAGUGAAGUGAAGCGCUCUCUUCCCUUGUCCGCUCUGGCAUCUCCUACCUAGCUUCGCUGUCUUGUACAUACACACAUGCAAUCAAUAGGGUCUGUCUGUCUCUGUUUAUCUGUGGCUCUUUGUGAGAGAGGGAGGGAGGGAGGCGAGAUGGAUGGAUGGAUGGAUGGACGAGUGAGUGAUUAGUCAGUCGUUUAAGCGUGUGAGAGACUGGCUUGUAGCGAGCGAGCCAGCGAGUUGUGUUGUAUCCUCCCAUGCAUGUAGCUGUGGCAAAGACGGACAGCGUAGCAGUCAGUGGAUGGGGGUGGAUGAGAUGAGAUGCGAUCGAUGGUGCAGCGACUAUCUAUUGACAUUGGUGGACUCACACGGCAGUCAGACGGACGGAUCCGAUCCGGACACGCAUGCACUAUACAACAUGUAUG